This is a messenger RNA of Trypanosoma conorhini, 2742 nucleotides long. RefSeq lists its product as uncharacterized. Gene Ontology annotation, biological process: SCF-dependent proteasomal ubiquitin-dependent protein catabolic process. Lineage: Eukaryota; Euglenozoa; Kinetoplastea; Trypanosomatida; Trypanosomatidae. Gene Ontology annotation, molecular function: protein binding. The record is from RefSeq and is a predicted model, not a curated record. The coding region runs from base 1 to 2742 and encodes 913 amino acids. Gene Ontology annotation, cellular component: SCF ubiquitin ligase complex. The transcript has a single exon.
AUGAGCGGAAUACGCCCGGCGCCUCCACCAGCAGUGGCGCGUCGGUUCCUGGGGGACGCCCGUGCCACGCAAGGCGAUCAACAUCCUCAGCGUCCGUCCUCAAAAGUGAUGGAGACAACCCCGGCGGCGGCGGCCACAGCAGCGACUGCCGCGGCAUCACCGUCGCCGUCAACAGGUGCGUCCUUUGCUGCGCUAUUUGCGAUUGUGGAGUACCUGCCGCCGGAGGCGCCGCUAGCACUUGUCGCCUGUAGUCCGUGCACCAGACUCGCCCUGGAGACGCGGGAGAAGGGCUGCGUUCUGCCGGGCAACCUCUGUUUUGAGCGGCGCCCGGGCCCGCCUGCCACGGAGGCUCCCAGGCGAUUAUUGGGCGGGGAAACCGGCACACCAAAGCACAGAAGUCGCAGUGGCAGCAGCUACAGCAGUGAGGGGAGUAGCGUUAGCGGCGAAAGUCUCAACUCCGAGGCCGGCGUCUACCUUUCACCGCCGCAGGAGCUUUGCCAGUUUUUGACGUCGCACAAAACCUCCACCUCUUGGGUGGCGGGGCAGGCGGCCGGGUUGCGGCCAACAACACCUGCCGCAGCCGCAGCCGCAGCCGCGGGGGGAGAGGAGGGAGGGGCGACGGCCGCAGUGGCCGCGGGAAAAAUGGCGACGCGAACUUCAGCGGCGCCAAAGGAGGCGCCCACCCCCGAGCUUCUGCCGCAGCGGGCGCUGCAGUACGCCCUCUGGUGGCUGCGGCGUUUGCCGCUCCCGGUAUCGCUGAGCCUGUACCGCUUCGACCCCAAUGAGGUGAAGGCGCUGACGGCGCAGCUGCAGAGCCUGCCGCGCACGAUUGUGCUGCGCGAGCUCGCCCUGCACGGGCGGCAAGUCUCCGACGUCACACCGUUUUUGCCGCACUGCGCCGAUGUGCGGGCACUGGCGCUGCGCAACACACACUUGACGAGCGAAAACCUCAGCGUGCUGCCCAAAAGCUGCCGCCACGUUGAAAGACUCUCGCUCUGCAUGAGCUCCUCGGUGUCCGGCACGCAGUUCCUGCGCCACCGCGCGCUGCGCACGCUUCGCGACUUGGAUCUCUCCUACACCCAAGUCACGGAAGAUGGCGUGAGCCGCGACGUCUCGACGCUGAAGAAGUUGUCCCGUCUCUCGCUUGAGGGGUGCCGAAAAAUUGAGGGCCUCCAGUGGGUUCAGACACUCACCCGUCUUCGGGAGCUGGACUUGGCGUACAGCGGCGUCACCGACAGCAGUCUGACGGCGCUGUGCUGCUGCGCCGAGCUCACCAAGCUCGACCUGCAGUGGUGCGGGCGUCUCACCAACCUGCACUGCGUCGUCGGGGCGCUCUGCGAGAGUCUGCGGGAGCUCAACCUCACGGAGACCUCCGUGACAAACGAGGGCCUCGCGCCGCUCAGGGACUUCGUGGCGCUGGAAUGGAUCUCUCUGGAGGGCUGCAGUGCGCUGUCUGACGUGAAUGUGCUCGGCAACCUCAAGGCGUUGCGCGAGGUCGACGUGGGACGCACGCGGGUCACGAACGAGGGCGUGGUGUCCCUCGCCCAGUGCCAGGCUUUGCGCGUGGUGCGCCUGCGGCAGUGCUAUCGCCUGACGGACGUCAACUUCCUUGGAGCCCUGCAGCUGCUGGAGGAGGUGGACGUCUCGGACUGCCCCGUCACAAAUGCGGGCAUUGCGGCACUGCACGGAGCACGCGCCAUGCGGAGGCUGCGGCUUCAAUCCUGCCGCGCCGUAAGCGACGUGAACUUCCUCGGUGGCCUCGAACACCUCACGCUACUGGACCUUUACCACACGAGCGUCGAUGAGGCGGGCUCCGCCGCUCUUGCACUCUGCCCGCAGCUCACGACACUCAUCAUGCACUCUGUCCUUGCAUACUCCCUGCAGCAGUGGAGCGCCGCGCUAUUUCUGCCACGGCUUAAGGAGCUUGAUCUCAGCAACACUAAUGUGACGCCCGCCGCCCUUUCCUUCUUGGCGUGGUGCCCGGGCCUCGUGAAGCUGUCUCUGCGCGGGUGCAGGAACGUCACACACGUGGGAUUCCUCCUGCUGCGGCGCUCCCCUGACGCGGAGCCGUGUGCGACAGUCGAUGACUUUGUCGCUGGGGCAGCGAAUACUUCUGGUGACAGUCCUCCUUCCAGCGCGGCCGCGAAUACACUUGACGGCGCCAGGCCACUGUUAAAAACAACAACAACAACAACAAAAGCGGCAUCGGCGGCGGAGGUGCGGCACCGGUUGAAGGAACUCACACUCAGCGACACGGGCGUUACAGACGACGGCCUGCGGGCGCUGCGGUACUGCCUGGGUCUAGAGCGUCUUCGGCUUGCGCACUGUGGGCAGCUCUCGGACGUUGCGGUCCUGCGUUGGCUGUCGCAGCUGAAGGAGUUGGACCUGAGUGCGACGGGCGUGACGAGCCGCGGGCUGGCGAGGCUGUCGCCGAGCGGCAACCUCCCCGUGCGGGAGCAGGAGGAGGAGGAGGAGGAGCGUGUGGGAGGCGCCGUGGCCCGCGGCACGCCGACGAUCGAUCCGCCGUGUUUGCCGACUGGGUGCAUUGCCCUGGAGAAGCUGUGGCUGCGGUCCUGCGUCCAGCUGGAGGACGUGCGGCUGCUCUGCGGCUUCCCGCAGCUGGAGGAGCUCUUCCUCACCGACACGCCGCUGCGGCGAGGAGGACUUGACUUGGCCGCGUUGUACCGUCGCAACCCGAGGCUGAAGCAAAUCCACCACAACAGCCCCAUUGCCUUUGCCUGA